AUGAAUAAUAAAUUAAGUAAUGAAUUAAAAUUAACUAUCAAACAUUUAGAAGAAAAAUCAAACUUUGUUGUAGAGUUAGAAAAAAAAUAUAAUGAUUUAGAUUCUCAACAAAGUUUGAACAAAAAUGAACUUGAAAAGGAGCUAUCCUUUAAAAUUAAAAAUUUGAAUGAUGAACUAUCAAAUUUAAAAAAAGAGAAGGAUAUUUUUCAAGAAAGUCAUGAGAAUUAUGUUCGUGAAAUGUCAAAAACGAUACAUAUUAAAAAUGAAGAACUGAAGCAAAAUCAAGACAGAUUAAUAAAUCUGGAAUUUUCUUUAGAUGAGUUAAAAUCAGCAAAACAAAAUGACUUUGAAGCUCAUAAAAACCAAGUUAUGCAAUUAAAAAAUAAAAUUGAUGAUUUAAUUAUUCAAAACUCCAAGUUGGCUUCAAUUGAUGAUCAAGUAAAAGAAUUGACAAAUAAACUUGAACAGACAUUAAUUGAAAAGGAAAAAGAAUCUCUGAGUCACAUAGAAUUAGAAAAAAAAUAUCUCAAUGAAAUUUCAAAUUAUAAGACAUCUAUUACUAAUUUACAAAGUAGUAUUCAAACUUUAGAAUCCAAAUUAACUUUUGAUAACACUAAACUAAAUGAUGAAUUAGUUAUUAAAAAUAAACAACUCGAUAGUAUCAAAUCUGAAAAUUUAAAACUGUUAGACACAUUAAAAAAUUUAGAAUACUCAAAAGAUUCACUUAAAAAAAAAACUGAAUAUAGUAAUACAUUAGAAUCAGAUAUUAAAAAAUUAAACGAAAUAAUUGAACAGAAGAAUAAAACUAUUGAUGAUAUAAGUAUGAAAUUAGAAAAUAUAAAAUUAACCAGUGAAAAAGUCGUAACUGAAUACAAUAACAAAAUAAAUGAAAAAGAUGAAGAAAUUAAAAAAUUAAAUAAUAUCGAAAAUGAACAUUUAGAAUCCGUAAAAGAAAAUUAUGAAUCCCAAAUAAAAUUAAUUUUGACUGAAAAAGAAAGUGAAAAAAAAAAUCUUAUUGAUAAAAUUGUUACUAUUCAAAAAGCAAAC
Daktulosphaira vitifoliae (grape phylloxera) is the source of this 1047-nucleotide messenger RNA. RefSeq names its product putative autophagy-related protein 11 (gene c(3)G). The record is from RefSeq and is a predicted model, not a curated record. The transcript has a single exon. The annotation marks the transcript as partial. Lineage: Eukaryota; Metazoa; Arthropoda; Insecta; Hemiptera; Phylloxeridae.